CAGGCCCCAGCUGUGCCACCUCCACCAGCUCCUCUCCAGAUAGCUCCUGGUGUCCUACAUCCAGCUCCACCUCCAAUUGCUCCUCCCCUAGCGCAACCCUCUCCUCCUGUCACUAGAGCUGCCCAAGUGAGCGAAGCUGCACCCGUUCACCCAGUUCCUCCUCAAGCUGAAGUACAGGGACUUCCUCCACCACCCCCACCUCCUCCCUUGCCUCCUCCUGGCAUUCGACCCUCCUCUCCUGUCACAGUUGCAGCCCUUUCUCACCCCACUCCUGUUCUGCACCCUCCUCCCACAACCAUUGUCCCUGGCCCUCAUGCCCCACUAAUGCCUCCAUCUCCACCAUCCCAAGUGAUUCCUGCUCCUGAACCCAAACGCCAUCCUUCAACUCUACCUGUAAUCAGCGAUGCUAGAAGUGUUCUGCUGGAAGCAAUACGGAAAGGUAUUCAGCUGCGCAAAGUUGAGGAGCAGCGCGAACAAGAAGCUAAGCACGAGCGCAUUGAGAAUGACGUCGCUACUAUCCUUUCCCGUCGCAUUGCUGUGGAAUACAGCGAUUCAGAAGACGAUUCAGAAUUCGAUGAAGUGGAUUGGUUAGAGUAAAAUUAUUACAUUGCUGUAUGCUGCAAAAGCGAAUGCUAAUGUCCAUUGUGGUGCUUGUUCUUUGGAAGUUUGAUGGUCAUUUCUAGUGUUUUUUGUAUUCUUUUCUUUACAUAAUUAAUCCAUGUUUUUCUACUUUUCAGUUUACAGAAAGCUCCUAGUGCAUCUUUGAAACUAAAUGUUUUACAGUGGCUUUUCUUACACAUCUUUUUUGAGAGAACAUACGUUGUUCCAAUAGACCACUAAGUAUUAAGCAUGGGCAGCUGUUGGUAGAGUAGCAGUUUCAAUUUUUUGGCAUAUCUUAACUGUGCACUUUGUGAAUUUUAAGUUAAUGAAGGCAACUGAGAUUGACAUUCCAAGGGCAGCUGUAUGUACUAAUGAGCCUUAUUCCACUUCUGAUAGUGUUUUAAAACAUUAAACCUAGCUCUCAAGAUACCACUGCCUCCAUUACAUCUGUACCCUGAAAGUACGUAUAGUUAGCAGCACUGAACACACUGAAAGGAAAAUGGAUCUUUGGGGGGUUUUAUUAUUGUUUUAUUGUUGUUUUUAAAUAAUUAUGGCCUUAUUUGAAUGUUUAGAGAUUCCCUUUCCCUUCUUCCCUCCCAGGUACAUAUUGUGUGGUACUAUUUUUGCCUGCAUAAUAAAAGUUUAAAUUUUUUUUCCUCGUGAAAUCUUUUGACUUAAACAUGCUGUGUAACUUAUGUAACUGUUAAAAUAACAGUUUGAUUUAAUAAAUGGUUCAUUUUAAAUGUU
This is a messenger RNA of Tauraco erythrolophus (red-crested turaco), 1347 nucleotides long. Lineage: Eukaryota; Metazoa; Chordata; Aves; Musophagiformes; Musophagidae. The record is from RefSeq and is a predicted model, not a curated record.